Molecule: messenger RNA, 1209 nt
Organism: Dreissena polymorpha
Lineage: Eukaryota; Metazoa; Mollusca; Bivalvia; Myida; Dreissenidae
Product: perlucin-like protein
Exons: 6
Coding region: 99-578 (159 amino acids)
Source: RefSeq, a predicted model, not a curated record
GCCAGUCCGUACAUCUGUUUGCACGAUGUCCUAAAAUAUCAAUCUAUGAGGACACUUCAACUUGAUAGAAUAUUGAAAACAUUGUCUAUUAAACCGAAAUGCUUUUGUUCGUAUUAUUUGCGUGUUUGAUUUGCUGUAAUAAAGGAGUAACAUGUACGAACUGCCCAAACGGUUGGAUCGCUCACGAAAUUUCGUGUUACCUCUUUGGUCAUGAGGACAACUUACUUGAUUUCACUACUGCCGAGCAAUUCUGUCGCCAGCGCGGCGGUCAUCUGAUUCACGUGGAUGACGCGCAAGAAAACGCCUUCAUAAAGGACCAGCUAAAUGAACGCAAACCUAUUCAUUGGUGGCUUGGCAUAACUGACGAAGACGCGGAAGGGGUCUGGAGAUGGUUUGACGAUGACACUGUGGCUGAAUAUACAGACUUUGAGUCGAAUGACCAUUCCCAUCCAGGAGAAGACUGUGGGUUGUUUGCAUCAAUCUAUGAGUUCAGGUGGGCUGACAUUGAAUGUACGGCUCACUACCCACCUCUUUGCGAACUUAGUGCACGCAACACUGAGGUCGAGACUGUUGGCUAAUAUCGAUGAGAUGACAUCUUGACACUUUCUUACUUCUUUUGUGUACAAGGACGAAUAUGUGUAAUUAAUGUACCUUUGAAAAUCAAUAUAAGACAUAACGUAUUUGGUUAGAUAUAAGGCUUCAUGUUAGUUUGAUAAAACGAAUAUAUUAUCGUGUAUUGUCGCACACACGUGGAAGCGCGUAGGCACUUAAUAAACAAAUCCGAUGAGAUUUGGGGAAGAAAAUCGUGUAAACUAUAUUCACAUGUUGAAAUUUAUUCAAACAACAGUCAUAUCGGACAUGCUCAAAUUAAGGCAUUACCACUGGCUGUUCUUAGUUGGUCAUCCAACUGUUAUCAUUUAAUAUAUACUGGUGUGUUUUGUUUCAUUUAAUAUAUACUGGUGUGUUUUGUUUAUAGUCAUGUUAUAAUAUAUAUGCAACAUCGGGAAAUGCCUUCAUGCACAAUGCCUUAACAUUAUUAUAGAGUUUCAAUAUGUAUUCAAUAUGUAUUUAUUUCAUAAUUUAAACCUAUAAUGAACUUAGAUUUAUAUUGUCUCAUUUAAACAUUUUUACCCCAAAAGGUCUCUAAGGAUGUGAAUAAACUAUAAACAUGGCAAUAAUAAAAAGAAUAUCUAAGAGGUUCUAACACAA